AUGUGCGCCACUGGUUCUCCGGAUAUCAUUUUAAGGUUUAUAUUUAUACUCGACGUUAUUAUAUAAGCUUGAUGUGCUUCUUGACGAGAAUGAGAAGUUGACCUGAAAGACACUAGCGAGGAAGACGCCGACUUCAUCCAAGAUCAUCGUCUUCACGCACAUAGAUACAACAUCGUUAUAAGUUAAACUUCACGUCGUCGGAAGUUGAACUCUUUUUUCACCUUUACGUUAAACUCCACCACUUCCUAUCAAGGUUCUUCAUCCUCGUAUUUAUCUGCGUUUCUUCUACUUUACGAGAAGUAUCUUCAUCUUCAUCUUCUGUACAAGUCUUUUACUACUUUCUCCUUCUAUUCAUGGGCAAUCUCGUCUAAUCAUCGUUGCUGGCUACCAAGAUGGACGGCUGAAAGCGUAUGACUGUGUACAUGGCGAGCCCUUGUGGAAGGUCGAUAAUGGGCAGAAAGAUGGUGUUUCAACGCUUGAUUUAUGACGGAAACAAGAAAUGGGGAUAUCUUUAUUAACGUGGCAUUUUUAGUAUCUUUAGCGUGGCCUUUUUAGAAGAUGACAAGUCCUCAUGGCUGCCACCUUACAGAUAUUUUUUAUGACUAACAUCGUGAUCAAGAUCGACCAGCAUCAGGAUCAACAUCAAACUCUACAAAUUAAUAACGAGUUCUAAGCAACCUAGCUUCCAACAUGCGAUUUGUCCUUAGUACUGGCGCACAGGGAGACCUCAGGGUAUGGGAGAUGAAGACUCGCGAGAUGAUAACGCACAUGAUUAAGGCUUCCACCCCUAAAAAUUCUUUAUAGGGAUGAUCCCUCAACUCCGUAUGCGCCCUCGAACAAGGGGUAUACUCUUGAGGCAUACUUCUUUUGAGGGAUCAUUUUCACAGGGAUGAACUUGGGAGAGGUCUAACCUGAAGGAGCACACUGGGAGAGUGAAUGCCUCAGCUCUCUUCACAAACGAUCAAUACGCGAUUACAUGUGGACGCGACCGCUGUCUUUUUUUAUGAUGCAUUUUGAGUCACGCAGUAACCUUGACUUGUACAUAGUAUGGUAUCACUAUGGGGAGGCCGAGUCAGUAGGGGAGCUGUUCUUCUUGUAUUAUGUAAUUCAUAGAAAUCGACUAUGUUCACUAUUAGAAGGUACAAAUAGGCUGAACUACCUCAAGGCGACGUACUUGACCACGUAGCUUAAGAGGGCACAUGACACGACUAUGUUCACUAUCAGAACUUAGCAGCGUCGUCAGGGAUACACGCAUGACGUGACUAUCUACUUGGACAAAAAAUCUAUGACUUACUAUCAGACCCUUUACCUUGUAUAUGUAAGCACCGUUUCUAAGGCCAACGUGGGAUCUACGUGCCGAGCGACGGCUGACGAUGCAUAGGGAAAAGCAUGGCGGACUCAACGGUCUCGUAAUGGGUUCUGACCAGACGACCGUAAUCACAGUCGGAAUGGAGAAGACGAUGACGUUUUGUUAUGAUGAACGAUAUACAAUGAAAAUGUGUAGCACUAACUUAGUUAUUAUUGCUGGUCCCAAUCCCAUGCUCUGUAAAAAUAGAAGUGUAGAAGUAGUGAUAGAUGAAGAUGGUCCCUUUCCCGAAAUGUUCUGUCCUACCACUUCGAGCUGGUUUUUUUGUUGAAAGACGAGAUACAAGACAUCAGCAAGGUCCUCGUAGGCAAUGAUCGCAGAUACCAACACAAGCCAUUUUUUCUCUGUUGUCCUCGUAGGCAAUGAUCGUAGAUACCAACACAAAGAAUUCUUUCUCUCUAACCUUAGGACCUCCGACAAGCGGAUGCUAGUUACUACAUUGAUAUUCCAGAUGAAGAGGUCCUAGCCAUCGACAUGAGCAGCAACGAAAAGCACCUUGUGACUGGUGGAACGGGAUUGGGAGUCAAACUCUGGGAUGUGCGUAACGUACAUUAUGGCUUGUGGCUGUGGUCCACCUUUUGAGCAUCACUCAGCAUGUACUAGUACAACUAGAACAACUUGGCAAUCCCAAACAAUCUUGCUCCCCGCAUGUACAACUAGUACUAGAACAACUUGGCAAUCCCAAAAAAUCUUGCUCCCCGCAUGUACAACUAGGACUAGAACAACUUGGCAAUCAGAAACAAUCUUGCUCCCCCAAUCUUGCAAACAACAAUAAACUUGGCAAUCAGAAACAACAAUAAUGCUCCCCGGUUCUAAGACACACAAGGUCCCCUUUCUGUGGGUAUGGGGCAUAGUCGCGAUAUCGUUUCCGUUAAGUUUGCCCCGGAUUGCAAACAGGCAGUGUCAGGUGCUCACGACCACAGCAUCCUAGUCUGGAACCUAUACGACGAUGCGCCUCCUGCGUGAUUCACAUCUCAUCAGGUGUUGAUCAAUCACGCUGCGUGAAGAGGAUCGAUUCACAUCUUGAUUCACAUCUCAUCUUCAGGACAUCUCAUCAGGUGUUGAUCAAUCUUGGAUAAGUUUAGCUUUAGUUAGUCAUGUACUUGAUCUAACAGAUGAUCGAUCGGAUUAUCUUCUUGUUUUCUCCUAAAGAUGUUGAGGUGAGCGUGAGGGGUCUCAUUGUGGAAAUACUGAAGAACUGUUCUUGGAAACACGAAAUACUUCUUAGGCACGUAUUUUAGACACGUAAUGGCCGUGCCGAGUAGCAAGUCGCAAUUCUAUCUGUAUGUUGUUGCCCAUGUACGUGCUAGUAUCGUUCCCUCUGGUUUUAGUAGAUCUACUUAUUUUGAGCUUUCUUGAUGUGAUGCGGGGUCCGCAGUCCACAGGCACUGAUGCCAUACCUUGAACAAGACAAACUUAAUAACUAAUAUUCUAGUUCUACGUUUCUUUACUUUUCACAUUCAACUACUAGUACAACUAGCACGAUUACAAAAAUUUUGACCCAGAAGAAAUACAGUAGAGCAGUAGCUGGACCCAGAUCUGAAUUGGCAGUAGAAUCUACUUACUUCAGACAGUAUACAUAAGCAAGAAAUUAAUCUCAUGAUACUGAUAUGUUUGGCAUUUUUUUCAAAAAGAAAUAAUACACUUAGACAUCGUGCUUACCUGAAAUGAUCUUUCUGGAUAGAAAAACUUCUGUUAAAUAGAAUGUCUUAAAAACGACCGCCCACCACAGAGAGUUGUAAGGAUUGAAUUAUGAAGUCUUGCAAUUAUAAGGGAGGAAACAGUUGUAAGUACAAACUCUGCACCUCUGAGAGGUGUAAUUGAAAGAAGUAUUUUCUCUCCUAAUGGCGCAGGUGGUAGAGAUUGGUCCCCAUCAUCAUGGCGUCUCUUUUUAUUUUUAAGUUUAAC
Amoebophrya sp. A25 is the source of this 3274-nucleotide messenger RNA. The record is from the annotation of a GenBank genome assembly. NCBI's taxonomy places the organism in Eukaryota, Dinophyceae, Syndiniales, Amoebophryaceae.